UUGAUAUUCUAUCAGUUGAUGGAACCUGCAGCCUUCUUUAAAGAGAUCAAAAUUAGGAUGAUUAUAUAUUUAUAUGCAAAAGAAGACAACAUCACAUACACUAAGAGCAUCUCCAAUGCUAUAAUGUCCACGGUGCACAUGUGGCAUGAGUGAUAGCCACAUAAGUAUUAGCAAAUAAAUUAUUUCUCUCCUUAUUUGAAUGAUUUUAUACAAUUUUGGUAAGUUUUUCCCUGCAAUGUCAACAACAAUGUCAACAUUAGACGGUCUCAUUGACAUUGUGGACAAAAACUUACCAAAACUGUAUAAAAUCAUUUAAAUAAGGAGAGAAAUAAUUUAUAUACUAAUAUUUAUGUGGUCAUCUCUCAUGUCACGUGUGCACCGUGCACAUUGUACCAUUGAAGAUGCUCUAAUAGUCAUAUCAGCACAAAAAUAUAACUUGGCAUAUCUAUAACUACAAAUCCAUGAUUUUUCCAUCAGGCCAUUUUCAACUUGGCACAUUGAUUAAAUAUACACUCUUAUCUCUUUAAAUAUAAAAAUUAUACAAAACCCACCAUUAAUGUAUAGCAAUUAGGCCAAUCCUCUUGAAGAUAUGAUGAACCCCAAUUUCUGGUAUCAAAACUCUGAUCUUGUUUAUCAUCUACAAGCUGAUCUCUUGAUGAGCUCCAAAACUGGUACAUAUCAUCUUCAGUUGUCUCGAGAAGUGGAGGCCGGAGCUGCCGUUGCCGGCGCCGGCGCCGGCGACGGAGAUGGAUCGAUUAAGACAACGUUAGCGCGACAAAUCGGGCAACUGGGUUGGGAUUUCAGCCACGUGUCAAUACAUAGGAGGUGGAAGACAUGGCUGCACUUAGGCAGCAACCUAAGAUUCUCGUCUUCCACAAACUCCGCCAAGCAAACAGAGCACUCUGUGUCCUGGACUUGGACACCUCCUCCGUCUCCGCCGCCGACGCCGGCGCAGGGUUUCUUGUACUUGAAAACCUUUAUGUUCUUCUUAACGAUUUCCGCCGCAUCUUCCGCCGGAACGGCCACCGGCGGAGUUUCCUCGCGAUUUGCUUCCAAAUCUCGCUGCCGCCUCCGCCGUCUUCUUCUGGUGUAGUUGGUGCAUACGGUGUAGAAGGUGACGAAGAACAGAGCACUUGCCAGAAUGGUGAUGAUGACUAUGAUGAGGGGGGAGAAAUUGGGGCCGGAAUCGUCAUCGGACGGUGGCGGAGGAAGGAGGUUGAUGCACCAUUGAAGACAAUUUUUGGUGCAGAUCAUUUCUGAACAACCGCCAUGGCCGCCGCUGCUAUCAUACACAUAUGGUGGCAGAGGUUUGGGAAGCCCAACUGAACCCAUAUCCAAGCUUACCCCAGCUUUAUUAUGUAUACUAUGUUUCCUAAAUCAAACUCCAAUUAUUGUAUCGGAGCUGCGGACAAAACGAAAACAAAAAGAAAGAGCGAAAGGAAAAAGAAAGAGACAAGAAGAAAUGGGACGAGAUCUGUAAAUCUUGGGGGGGGGGGGGGGGGGGGGGGUAUAGGUAGGGAACGAUGCAAAAAGAAGCAAAGCAGAGAUGUGAGCAAAGUAGAGGAAGUGGUUGAAGUGUCAUUUUUUGCCAAAAAGAAAAAUUGUUGCGUUGGCUGUUGAUUAUUAGAGAAAAAAGGAUGACACCCCAUCCCUGAGGGCUCCCCAACACCGACCGGACAGCACGAUGGGAGGAUGUAAAUUGGACUAUAAUCACAAUCUGACAGAUAGAGAGUGGGGCUCUGUCCCCGGUACUUGCAGAGGCCCUAUGCAUUUUUCAGCAUAGUAACCCCUCAUCGCAGUUACCGGGAUUCGAACCCGAGACCUAACCCUUGUGGCACUCCCUUGCUACCAGUUGAGCUACGCCCACCAGUGAAAAAUUUUUAUAUGUAAAAUUUAAUGUCACUUUCCUUUUAAUCAAUUGGCUGUUGAUUAUUAGAGAAUAGCAUAUCAAGAGGGUGAUGUAUAUUAAUGCAAGAUUCCAUAUUUUAAAAGGUCAAUUUAAUAACUUAGAGAAUAUAGAGCCUGUUUG
Cuscuta epithymum is the source of this 2029-nucleotide messenger RNA. Lineage: Eukaryota; Viridiplantae; Streptophyta; Magnoliopsida; Solanales; Convolvulaceae. The record is from the annotation of a GenBank genome assembly.